Messenger RNA from Yamadazyma jaroonii, 1152 nucleotides. The record is from the annotation of a GenBank genome assembly. Lineage: Eukaryota; Fungi; Ascomycota; Pichiomycetes; Serinales; Debaryomycetaceae.
AUGCUCAAGACAUUCAUCACCACAAAAUUGAUUCAAUUGGUCAUUUUCAAUUAUGCCCCCUCCCAAUUUGAUAAUUCAUCAUCCUUAAUAGACAACCCUUCCUCGUUGAGUGUCUCUUUAACCCAGUUUUUGCAUAGAUUCAUCGUUUGGGAUAAUGUGUAUUUUUUCAACUUAUUUCAUAAUAACCCUGAAUUUGAACACGAAUUUGUUUUCAGUCCUGGUUGGGUUUCAUUCAUAAGGUUUAUUAAACUGAAAUUCGGUACAGAAGGAUAUUACAAUGGUAUUCUAGUUUCGUUACUAGUUAGCAACUUGCUACAAUUGGCAACAAGUUAUAUACUAUACUAUUUUACAAUCAAAGUUUUCAAAAAUUUUGGUUUCUUUCCUAAUUAUAAAAGAAUAAGUUAUUUGACAGGUGUCUACUACUUGCUUUCGAGUGGUGGAAUUUUCUUGACUGCUGGAUAUUCUGAAAAUCUUGCGUCCUUUCUUUCUAUUUCGGGUUUGUACCUCAGAGAAUUGGGUUUAUCGUAUACCUUGAACACCUACCAAAUAAGAAAAUGGCACUGGUACUUAAUUUCAGGUGUAUUUAUCGGCUUAAGUUUUAGCGUUCGAGCCAAUUGUUUGUUGUUGGGAAUAGUAUAUUUGUAUGACUUAUAUCACUUUCAAGUGUCACCCGAAGGGUUCCUUAGUAUCAUUGGAGGUAUGCCCUUAUUCUUGAAUUUGUUAAUAUCCAACUACAACCUAUACAAGAUUUUUUGUCCGGGAAGAGAAUGGUGCGAUAGCUCGAUACCAUCUUUGUUCUCCUAUUGCCAGUCUGCAUAUUGGAAUAACGGCUUUCUUUCAUAUUGGACACCCAAUAACAUACCAAACUUUUUGCUUGCAUUUCCACUGAUUGCUGUUAACUUUUUGGCUUCAAUAGAGUUUGUCACUAGGUAUCCAGUGAAAUUAAUGAUUCCCUACCUGAUACUUAAUAUGUUGACUUUGGCAGGUGGGGUUUUCUUCUGGAACGUUCAAAUAUUGAACAGAAUAUUGAAUUUCAACCCUAUUGUCUUCUGGUAUCUUGGGGCUACCAACAAUCAGUGGGUAGCAAAGGGUCUUCUCUUAUGGACUUAUUUCCAAAGUGGGCUUUUCGGCAGUUUUUUGCCGCCUGCUUAG